UAUUAGUUAACCUUCUUGAACUCUAAAUAAAUUUCUUUACAUUUAUUAUGAAAGUAAAUGUUUCGUCACAAUUAUAAUUAUAUAUAUUUAAAUAUAAUAAUAAAUAAAUAUAAAAUCGAAAGAUACGAAAUAAAUAUCAAAUAAAAUUAACGUGUCGGUGGAGUUUGAUAGUACAAAUUGCACUGUAAAAAUGUCUAUGUUACGUGUCGUGUUAUUCAAGUGCCACAAUAAUUUUUCAACUAUUUCAAGGUAUCCUCUACGGAAAUAUGUUCUACAAGGAAAGAGUGAAAAUAUGUGGAAAAUAGCAAAACAAGAAUUUACAAAAGUCACUCAACAAAGUAUCAAAGAAAAUGUGAAUGAUUCCAAACUUAUUUCACAUAUAUUUAAGUUUGGCUUUAGUGGACUUGGAGUAACGACAGCUUAUCUUUUACAAUCACAUAAUCAAAUAGUGAUCUGUAGAGAAACUAACAUAAUAAGUGAUAUAAAGCCUGAAAAUUCUAUAUCAUCCUUCGAAUGGAAGAAAUUUUGGAAAUAUUUAUAUCCACAUAUUUGGUAUUUAGUGAUAGCACUAUCAAGUGCAAUAAUAGUUGCACUGUUAAAUAUUCAAAUUCCACAAUCUGUUGGAGGUAUCAUAAAUGUGUUGACAAGAAUUUGUCAGAGUAAAAAUGAGUCCAUUAAAAAUGUUAUUUUGCAACUUGCUCAACCUGCUUUUGUUUUGUCACGCAUGUACAUUGCACAGGCAUUUUUUACAUUUAUAUAUAUUUAUACACUUUCACACAUUGGUGAAAGAGUUGCAGUGAGUUUACGUCAGGAUCUGUUCAAGUCCAUUAUUAUGCAGGACGUGUCAUUCUUUGAUAAAACACGUUCUGGUGAAAUAGUAAGUCGAUUGACCAGUGAUAUUCAAGACUUCAAAAGCUCAUUUAAACUCUGCUUUUCUCAAGGCUUGAGAAGUUUCACGCAAAUUAUCGGUUGUAUCAUCUCUGUAAUAGCACUAUCACCACAAUUGGCCACUUUUGUGGUAUUCAAUUUGCCAACGAUAAUUCUUGUUGGUGCUCUACUCGGUCGAAGUUUGCGAAGGUUAUCGAUGGAGGCACAGAAUCAAGUUGCAAAAUCGACUGCUGUUUGCGACGAGGCUAUACAAAACAUUCGAACGGUAAGAGCUUUUGCCGCGGAAGAGAAAGAGUUGGAAAUGUUUUGCAAGGAAGUCGAGCAUUCGGCUGAACUCUAUGAGAAAUUGGGUUUAGGCAUAGGCUUCUUUCAAGCAGGAACAAACUUAUUGGUCAACGGUAUUUUACUUUCUACGUUGUAUUUUGGCGGUCAGUUACUCUCCACAGGAUCUUUGACUUCGGGAGAUCUCAUGGCAUUUUUGAUGGCUACGCAAACCAUACAGAAGUCUUUGAGCCAGUUGUCGGUACUUUUUGGAAUUUACGUGAGGGGAAUCAGCGCAGGUUCCAGAAUUUUUCAAUACUUGGAUAUGCCACCUUCGCCAAUGAUGACUGGAGGCGACAUAAUCACAGAUCAAUCCUUGGCAGGGAAUAUAAUAUUUAAAAAUGUAAAAUUCAGCUAUCCUACUAGACCUGAUCAUAUUAUCCUGAAGAACUUUAAUUUACACAUUCCUGCUGGGAAAACGGUGGCUAUUGUCGGUACCAGUGGUAAUGGUAAAUCGACUGUAGCUGCAUUACUGGAGAGAUUCUACGAUGUGGAUGAGGGUUCUAUUACUAUUGACGGUCGAGAUAUCAGAUCGCUUAAUUCGAGCUACCUCAGAAGCAGCAUUUUGGGCUUUAUAAAUCAAGAACCUACUUUAUUCGCUACCAGCAUUAUGGAAAACAUUAGGUAUGGGAAGCAAGACGCGACGGAUGAAGAGGUUAUUGAGGCAGCUAAAGAAGCGAAUGCACAUGACUUUAUAACAAAGUUCCCGGAUGGAUACGCGACUGAGGUUGGCGAAAGAGGCGCACAGCUCUCAGGUGGACAAAAGCAACGAGUUGCUAUUGCCAGAGCUCUAUUAAAACAGCCAUCUAUUUUAAUUCUCGACGAAGCUACAAGUGCAUUAGAUUAUGAGAGCGAGAGGGUCGUCCAAAAAGCGAUUGAAAACGUUGCAAAAGGUAGAACAGUGUUAGUGAUCGCUCAUAGAUUGAGCACCAUUAAGGGUGCUGAUAUAAUCGUCGUGUUACAACGCGGCGUAAUUGUGGAGAUGGGUUCACACUCAGACCUAAUUGGUCGAAAAGGCGUUUAUUAUACGCUCAUUAACGAGCAAGAAAAAGAAAAUAUGUAAUAGUAGUAACAAUUAGAAUUUUAAAUUGCUUUUGAUACAGCUGUGAUCAAUAUAGGUAUCAUUGGUUUUUAAUUUCCUUGGGUUUCGUAGUAUAAUUCUUUUCUUCCUCUCUUAUUUAUUUUUACAUAUGUAGAAAAUAAUCUUAUCAUUUAGUAAUGUAACUGCUCAGAACUACCUCGGAGAUGAGAACAACAAGCUUUCGGAGUAUAAUUCUAAUAAAUUAUUAUUUUAUCUACAUAUCUCUAUGGUGUAAUCUUUAUAUUGCGUUUAUCCCUUGCGGUAAUAUAUUUAUAUAUCUUGGCAAAAUAUUAUUUUACCUUACAUAUAUGUGCAGUGUCGAUUCGUAACUGAUGCCCCGUCUCACUUCACAAAAAAAGUGCGUGGCAAUACUUCCAUGUUGUCCUCUCGCUACUACGAUCUGUGUCGAAAAGGCUAACGAUGGGUAUUAUACUCAUGAUAUU
This is a messenger RNA of Dinoponera quadriceps, 2733 nucleotides long. RefSeq names its product ATP-binding cassette sub-family B member 8, mitochondrial. The coding region runs from base 191 to 2272 and encodes 693 amino acids. Gene Ontology annotation, biological process: transmembrane transport. NCBI's taxonomy places the organism in Eukaryota, Metazoa, Arthropoda, Insecta, Hymenoptera, Formicidae. Gene Ontology annotation, molecular function: ATP hydrolysis activity; ATP binding; ABC-type oligopeptide transporter activity. The record is from RefSeq and is a predicted model, not a curated record. The transcript has 10 exons. Gene Ontology annotation, cellular component: membrane.